CCUCCCUGUGCUGCCUUGGGAUGCAAAGAAAGCGGCCGACUUUGAGGCUGACACCCUGCACAGCCAUCGAGAUGGUUUUCAAUCCUCCCUCGCAAGCACCGCCAGUGGGGCUAUCGCAUUCCGGCCCCCGGCGCCUUCGUCCGUGAACGCCAUUAUCAAUCUCUAUAUUUGCAGCCGCCUGUCUCAAAAGCCGGCGCUCUUGAAAGCGGAAAGAGGGGGAUCAGAAGGGGAUGGAGGAGGGCCAGUUUCGGCCCCCAAACUCCAGAUGGCGGGUUAGUCAGCCCGUGAUUGGCGGGAUCUAGCUCCUUCGGUGAGAGUCGUUCAUGGGCGCUGUCCCACCAAUAUGGGGGCUGAACGGCGGGCUCGCGCGAGCAAUAUGAGAGCCUCUGCGACCUCCUCCACAGCCUUAAAGCCUUGUGGCCUGCUUCGACAAUGGCCCUGUGGUCGCAAGCCUCACAGCGCGUGGUCGACGCCAUGGAGACCGACAUCUCGCCGCGGACUGCGAACCCCCUGAAGGACAAGGUCUUCCACGCGAACAUCCAGAUCCAGUCCAUUGAAGAUGCCCCGACGCGCGAACGAGAGCUCUCUGAGGGCUCUAGACUGGUCGACCAAUCCAGCGAAAGCGCCGAAGAUGCCGCCAACAGAGAGCGAGCCGCGGAAAUGCAGAUGUGGUGGGAUGAAGCCAUUGCGCGGAAUAUGGACCUCCCAGACGGCUACGUCAAGGUCGCCGUGCUGCUGGUGAAGUGGGCGGACGAGUUGGAUGAGCUGAAGACAAGGACAGAGGCCGAGGAACUCGAAGCCGUCUUUCGCGACCGGUUCCACUUCCACACCGAGACCGUCGAGCUCAAUGUCUCCAGCAAGCCGCAGCACCAGAUGAACUGCUACCUCGCCGUCUUCGUAGAAAAGCACGACGGACCGAACAACUUGCUGGUCCUAUACUACACAGGACACGGAGUGUACAGGGAGGACCACAAGCACUUGGAGUUGACGGCGAGUCUCAACCCCAUGGUGAAGAAGGGGUUCAGCAAGGAUGCUCGUCUUAAUUGGAACAAAGCGGAGGAUAUACUCCGCUCGGACGAUGUCGAGUGCGAUGUCUUGACCAUCCUGGACACCUGCUAUUCGAGCAAUCUGGCAAAGUCGGGCAAAGAGGAGACGAGGACAUUCGAGCUCUUGAGUGCCUGUGCUAUCGAUUCGACAACCGCCGCGCCUGGUGACAAUUCCUUCACCCGAGCGCUCAUCGAUGCCCUAAAAGAGCUCCUCGAAGAAUUCCACGACAGACCCUUCACCACAUUCCACCUAAACCAACGCAUCCUACUCGACAAGCGCCGCCACGAUACUCCCUCACAGCUCUGGUUCCGCCUCCAGCACCACGAGCGACACAUUCGCCUCGCACCCCUGAAGCCAGAGAAGGACCGUGAGCGGAAGGCUUCCGGGCUUCGGCACCCGCCGCGCGGCUACUUGACGCUACGUUUCGCCCUGCGAGACGAGUCACUGAACCGGGAGCAGAUUGAAUUCCUGACACGCAACCUGUCCAAAGCGUUCAACAAUAAGGCACUUGUCGGCUUACGCAGGAUCGACUGGCUGGGCCUCAAGCCGGCUCGAACUACGCACUUCGGACGCGCGGCGCUAGCUAUGUUUGCGAUUGCGCAGUGGAAGAAGUUCCUGAAUAGGAGGCGGGAAGAGCGAGCGUCGCAAAGAAGAGUCGAUGAGGUAGAGUUUCCUGCCGAUAUGGCGGCCGAGGUAUCACCAGUGUCUUCUCCGAUGCGAAAGCGGACGCGGGACGGCUUCGAUGAUCUGCCAGAGCCUAAGCGCGAGUAUCUUGUUAUCCCGCAGCCACCGUCGCCUCCUGUGUCGAACUCUUCUCGAGUGGAGGAUACUGGAGGAGGAGGUUCCUAAUCAUUUGUCCUCUCAUUUUGCUGUAUUGUAAUGUCUGGUUGAAUUCGCAAGAUACCCGUAGCGGCAUGCUACAUCGGACUUCGUCGUACACGUAUCUAACAUUCAUCUCUUUUCUUACUGUCCCUUCAUAUUGUCCACAAGCCGAGGUUUAAGGGGCUUCAGUUCAUUUCGCCCCUUUCCUACCUAUCAGAGGGGGCGCAUGAAGCCAUCAGGUGUACCCGUCGCCAGUGCCCAGAGCUUGGAGAUCUGGGAACUGCUAGCCUGUGCUCUAGAAACGUAUUGAACUUGUGAGAUGUUUAGCGUGCAUCGGAUUCGUCCGG
Molecule: messenger RNA, 2216 nt
Organism: Trematosphaeria pertusa
Lineage: Eukaryota; Fungi; Ascomycota; Dothideomycetes; Pleosporales; Trematosphaeriaceae
Exons: 2
Coding region: 433-1896 (487 amino acids)
Source: RefSeq, a predicted model, not a curated record